AGAUGGCAAUAGUGUUUGUAAAAAAAAAUAUCUCAUUAUCAAGGUUAACAACCAAAAUAGUUACUUGACAAAAUUUUAUUGGAAUUGUCUGUUGUAAACUUAGGGAAAUAUUCUUAACAAUAUGUCAAACGUUGUAGAUACUUUAAUGGAAAUGGGUUUCAGUAAACAACGAGUAGAACAAGCUGUAAAAGCAACUGGUUGUAAUGAUGUACAAAAUGUUAUGGAAUGGUUACUGGCUAAUGAGGAAGAAGUAACAGGAUCUGAAGGACCUGUUAAAGAGGAACAAGUUAACCCGGAGGCUGCUGGUGAGAAUAGUGCGAGUCCCCAAACCCAACCAGAAUCGGGGAAUAUAGAAGAAACUCCGGCUGUAGCAAAAUCAAUUAAAUGCGAUGAUUGUGGAAAAUUAUUUGAUACUAAUGAAGCUGUAGAAUUUCAUGCUACAAAAACAGGUCAUCAGAGCUUUUCUGAAUCAACAGAGGAAAAAAGACCUUUAACGGAUGAAGAGAAAAGAGAACAAUUAGCCAAAAUAGAGGCUAAAUUGAAGGCUCGCCGGUUAGAAAGGGAAGCAAAAGAGAAAGAAGAAGCAUUGCUCAGGGAAAAAAAUAGGAUCAAAUCCGGGAAAGAAUUACUGGAAGCUAAAAAGAAGCACGAAGAACUUGAAAUGAAAAAAAUAAUUGAUCAAAGAAAAAAAGAAAAAGAAGAAGAAAGGCUAGCUAGGCAAAGAAUUAAAGAACAAAUUGAACAGGAUAAAUUAGCUCGUAAAGCAAAAUUCGGUAAUCAAUCUGAAGCGCCAGCGCCUGCUCCAACACCGGCAGCUGCUCCAGUUGCUAUUAGACCACAAACAAGUUAUUCUGAAGUGAAAUUACAGAUCCGGUUGCCUGAUGGUUCAUCAGUUACUCAAAGUUUCGGUGCUAAAGAACCAUUAUCGGCUGUUCGUCUCUUUAUAGAAAUGAAAAGAAACAAUACUCAAGAACCUUUCAAUCUUAUGACAAAUUUUCCAAAAAAAGUGUUUCAAUCUGAUGAUUACGACAAACCUUUGGAAUCGCUGGACUUGGCUCCAACCGCUGUUUUAAUAGUUAAGAAAAUUUGAAACUAGUCGUUGUUUAACUGAAUUUUUAACUCAAUUUAUUACAUAAAAAAAUUUUUUUAUAUAACAUUAUUCGCUAAUUAUACAGACGAAAAAUAAAACGCUACAAUUCUAAGUUUA
Diorhabda sublineata is the source of this 1207-nucleotide messenger RNA. Its product is annotated as UBX domain-containing protein 1-like. NCBI's taxonomy places the organism in Eukaryota, Metazoa, Arthropoda, Insecta, Coleoptera, Chrysomelidae. Bases 122 to 1090 code for a protein of 322 amino acids. The transcript has 5 exons. Gene Ontology annotation, molecular function: protein binding. The record is from RefSeq and is a predicted model, not a curated record.